Molecule: messenger RNA, 3300 nt
Organism: Columba livia (rock pigeon)
Lineage: Eukaryota; Metazoa; Chordata; Aves; Columbiformes; Columbidae
Gene: CMPK1
Product: cytidine/uridine monophosphate kinase 1
Exons: 6
Coding region: 470-1060 (196 amino acids)
Biological process (GO): UDP biosynthetic process; 'de novo' pyrimidine nucleobase biosynthetic process; CDP biosynthetic process
Cellular component (GO): nucleus; cytoplasm
Molecular function (GO): UMP kinase activity; ATP binding
Source: RefSeq, a predicted model, not a curated record
CGCUCCGGCCUCGGCCUUUCCCAGCUGGGUGUCCCGGGGCGUGCGCCACCCACGGCGACCGUGGGUCAGUGAGGGCCUGCACCCUUGCCCGCUUGUGACAACCGGUCGGGGCCCGGUGGCGCGUCGGGGGCGAGGAGCAGCGACAGGGCCCGGCCGCUUCGCCCCGAUCCUAGCGGGCGUUCAUCGGAGCGCGGCGCGUUGCCCGUUGCGCACCGGAUGGCGGAGCCGCCGCUGCCGGCCCUGCGCGCACGUGCCCGCCCCGCCCCUCCCGGUCGGCGCGCGCCGCCGGGGACCCGGAAGCACUUUCCCUCGGUGGGGACAGCUCAGCAGCGGGUGCGCGGCGGCGGUUCUGUCUCAGCCCCAGCCCGGGCCCCGGUGCCCGCCGCUCUCCGCCCGCUCCGCGGCCCCCCCCGGCCGCCCCCGAGCUGUCGCUGUCCUGCUGCUGCUCCGCCGCCGUCUCCAACUCCUCAUGAAGCCCGUCGUCGUUUUCGUCCUCGGCGGGCCCGGGGCGGGCAAGGGGACGCAGUGCGCUCGCAUCGUGGAGAAAUAUGGCUACACGCACCUUUCUGCCGGUGACCUCCUUCGAGAUGAACGGAAAAGGCCGGGCUCACAGUAUGGAGAGCUCAUCGAGAACUACAUUAAGGAGGGGGAAAUUGUACCAGUUGAAAUAACAAUCAGCUUGCUGAAGAGGGCUAUGGAUCAAACAAUGGCUGCCAAUUCCCAGAAGAACAAGUUCUUAAUUGAUGGAUUUCCCAGGAAUGAAGAUAAUCUUCAAGGCUGGAAUAAGACUAUGGAUGGAAAGGCGGAUGUUUCUUUUGUUCUCUUUUUUGAUUGUGACAAUGAGAUAUGUAUUGGCCGCUGUCUUGAAAGAGGCAAGAGCAGUGGUAGGAGUGAUGAUAAUCGGGAGAGUCUGGAAAAGAGAAUUCAUACAUAUCUGCAGUCUACCAGGCCUAUAAUAGAUUUGUAUGAGAGAAUGGGAAAAGUCAGAAAAGUGGAUGCAUCGAAAUCUGUUGAUGAAGUUUUUGAAAAAGUCGUACAAAUUUUCGACAAAGAAGGCUAAUGCCCAGCUUGAACGUGCAUUUCAACUCGUGCUUGAAUCUUGCUUGAAUAGCUGCCCCUGCAGUCCACUCUUUGUAAUUGUUUUAAAAGAUUUUUUUAAUUGGUUUUCACAUAUCUAAUGAGGAUUGGGAAAGCAGUUAAUUACAAAUGGAUCUGUUUCUUAAAUAGGAAAUUUCUUGUGGCUACGAUGUACAAAUUUCAGGGUUCUUGAUUAGUACAAGUUCAGUUUCUCACAUGGCAAAACCACAGUUGAAAUGUCUUUCUGAAGGGACUAUUUAUUCUGUGCCUAUCGUGGGCAGCCCUUAUUCCUUAUUGCCAUACACUUUUUUGUUUUAAGGAUAACUAAAGAUCAUCAUUAAGCAAUGAGGGACGUGCAUGCCCUUGGUUGGUUUUUGGAUGCUUGGACCAAAUUUAGCAGAAAUUUUUCAGACAAUUUUGUCAAAGUUCCCUGUUGUCCCCAAACCUGAAUUCUCUACUGUUAGUAUGAGAAUCUGCUUUAGCAGUUCUCACAAAACCAUUUAAUAUGCUGUUCAGCAACAGGUUGACAAAGUAUGAGAAGUGGUGCUUUCGUAUGACUCUGGAUAUAAACUGUCUUUUAAGUUCUCGAGUACCUGGCUGACAUGGCCCUGGCCUUUACCUUGUCUUUAUUUGCAAAAGCUUGAGACUAUCAUUUCAGUCAGGCCAGUAUUUCCAUACUCAUGUAUUUAAAAUGAGAGUUAUAUUCUUAAUUACAGCACGGUCUUCACAAGAUUGCGAAACUCUUCAAUAGUGUAAAAUAACAGUUCUUUUUUAACAAGUGGAAGGGAUUCUCUGUAUUAUUAUUGAAAUACUGUGUUACCAAAUGCUUUAAGGUUUGUUACCUGGGGAAAUAUUUUUAUGGUGAAACUAGUGAAUUGGUUUCCCUGAAGUUGUGUUAUUUUAAUAGCUGUUUGUUUGAAAAGAUUGUAAAUUAUUGCACUUUUGUUACCAUGGGGUCAGCUGAGGGGAAGACACCCGCAGAAAAAAAGUUCCAUUCCCUUAAAUAAAUUGGGUUGUGCUUCAUCACGUUCUCUUGAAUUAGCCAAGUACAGUCAAGACAAGUGGUUGGGAUAAGCGACCAGAUGAAACAAACUGGUUUAAAUGUUUGCACAGAUGUGGUGUAAUUCUGCCUUCUGUUUAAAGUAACCUUUUCUCUCCCCUAUAUACUAUGCAUAGGUCUGGGGGGGCCCAACUGUGCAUUCCUUGCAUGCCCUAAGCUCUCACUGAAGAAGGCUCCAGAAGGCUUGAAGAUGAGUGUUUUAACUAAUUUUAGUGAUAGAAUGGUUCUUCCUACAGCAACUGACACUGUAAUUGGUUUGCGAUAUACUAAUAGAUGUUGGAAAUCACAGGGAAUUGCAAUUUGGGCGUCAGCUUUUCUUCAGUGAUGGUUUUCUCUAAGAAAAGCUUUAAAUAAAGCCUGGCUUCUAAUGAGAAUCAGACGCCUUGGUCCUCAUCCUGCAAUCCGAUCUGUGCGGGAAGGGUUGUAUUUGCAGGAAUUCUCAGCUCGCUGAGGUUCCUGAGGCUCCUGCACUGGGAUGCAGAAACAAAGGGUGAACUACAGUCUCUUUUCCACUAUGGUAGGAGCUCAAAGGAUGGACCGAGCACAAAUGGCCUCUUACCGCUGCACAAUAUACGGACCACGGCUACUUUAGUGAGCGUGGGAGGUUAAUGCUUUCGCUUUGUGAAUUUCCCCUUAAAAAUGAAAUCAUGGCAUUGAAUUCUUAUUGUAUAAGUGUGCUGACAUAGAAUAGGAUCUGGCAAAACUACGUGUUUUGAUAUGAAGGUUAAAAUCAGGAUUUUUUCCAAACAGACCUCAAACUGGAUUCUUUAAUCUACUUAGAGAGAUUUAAUUAUCUUUUGUUUUUAAGUUACUGCUUUUUACAAGUUCUGUUCAGAAUCGAGUAUCUGUUUUCUCUCAUCAUAUACUUUUCUGUGUAUUUAAGCGCUGAAACAAACAAAAAAACGCCUUCGGACAAGUUUUUAGAACAAAAUGUUUUGGCAAUAUCGAAUUUGGAGUGGAUUGUAAUGUGUCUGUGCGAAGACUAGAUUUUUUGGGUCAUUUUAUUUAUUGAAGAUGCCAUUAAAUGUGUUACCAAUUCUUUCAAGUUGGACUUAGGAUUGAAAUAAAGAUUAAAGGCAACAUGCCGCUGUGUUGUGUCUGUUUAGCAGCAAAACUGUACAAAGAAUUUGAGAAGAUACAAUAAACUUUGUUCUGUGGCUUAA